GAGUUUAUAUGCGGUUGCGCUGGACUGUGCUGAAAUCGGCGGCGGUCGAGGGCAAUCGUUGAUCCAGUGAAGGACUAUACGCAGCAGGCGGGUUUAGCAUGUGAAAGUGGGUUACGAGCUUUCCAACAUCUAGGUUAUCGAUAAGACGAGGAUGAGAUUCCGUGGACCUAGCGAUCUUGUAAUUGAGCAAGCGAGAUUUGACAGUCCUCUCAGCGUCGCACAUAUAGUCACGCAGUCAAUUAAUAGGUAUUCACCUUUGCAAACCGACACACAGGUACCCUCUCGACACACCCGUUCACCAUCCCUCUGGUGUGGUUGUGCUCCGGAGCCUUGGCCGUUGGGGCACGUUUGCCAAUGUCGCGACAUUGGAUCACCAAAGCGCGACUGGGCGUGCGCGCCAGGCUGCAGACAUGUGAAAGGGUGCUCGACCACUCAGGGCGCGCACGUCACGAUAAGCUGGCGCUGGUCCGGCUUGUGUUCAUGGCUUGUGGGCAGUGGAACGGCCGGAUUGCCAGGCCCAGUUAUCAAGCGGCUGGGAUGGAUGCCGCUCGUAACGGUGCGUCCUGCAUUGCUGGAAGCGAGGAAGAUUACCGCAGGUCUGUCCUGAUUUGCCGAUUGCGCGGAUGGCGAGAUUGAGCGGAUUGGAUUGGAUUAGGGUUGGAGUGUUGGAACCCCGAUGUUGACGUGAAGUUUGUGGGUUGUUGAGAUGGCUUGGAGUAGUUUGUGGGGAAUGAAUGGGGAUUGCUUGCUAGAGUGAGAAGAGAUGUUGAGGGCAGGUUAUUCAACAUUAUAACCAUUCUCGUCUGUAACAGAAAAGAGGGUUGCUCAGUUUG
Dothidotthia symphoricarpi CBS 119687 is the source of this 833-nucleotide messenger RNA. RefSeq lists its product as uncharacterized. The transcript has a single exon. The record is from RefSeq and is a predicted model, not a curated record. The coding region runs from base 152 to 607 and encodes 151 amino acids. NCBI's taxonomy places the organism in Eukaryota, Fungi, Ascomycota, Dothideomycetes, Pleosporales, Dothidotthiaceae.